AAAGCUCGCGGGGUCGGGACUCGGGACGAGCCGGCGACCCCCAGCCGGGCCGGACUCGGUUUUCUGACGGGGACUAUCUCCGGUCCCAUCAGUCCCGCUCUGAACCGCUCAGCAGGUCCGCCGAGUACCUGACGGCGCACCUGGGCCCAGCAGCUCGCUGUGACGUCAUCGGUGACGUCACAGCUCGGCGGCGGAGUCUGGACGACCGGGUUUUCCGGCGGCAGGGGAGAGCGAGGUCGCCCGGCGAGCGGUGACGUCGAGCGGGCGAGGGAGGAGGGCUGUCGGCCGGCCGGCUGGUCAGACCAGUCGAGCUCGGCGUGCGGGCAGGAGACGCUGUCGGAGACGGGGACAGGAGACGCUGCCGGAGACGGAGACAGAGACGGGACCUGACCAGCUGGGACCAGAGUGAUCAACGUUCUUACAUCGUGAGCUGACAGCUGGGAGAAGCUCAGAAUGCAGAUGGCUACAGCGGCCCUGUUACUGGCGGGCGUGGCGCUUGCCAACGGACAGGCGAUCACAUUCGGCGGGGAGUCGAGCGGACCGGCGUCCUGCCGCGACUACCUCGGCCGGCAGGGGCUGUGUGACGAUGUGUUCCAGUGUCCGGCCUUCCUGGAGAUCCUCCGGAGCCGGCCGACGUCGGCCGAGCUGAACCCGAUCCGGAGGAGCGUCUGCGGCCAGCGCGGCAGGCAACCCCUGGUUUGCUGCGCCAAGGACACACCUACACCACCGACCCGUCCGACGCGACCUCCUACGAGCGGCCCGUUCACCGGCGACCCAGAGCGCCACCCGAACCGGGGUCUGCUGCCGGACCCGAGUCGCCUGGAGUGCGGCACAUCCGACUUCACCAUCAAGAUCGUGGGCGGCGUGGUGGCCGACCUGGGCGAGUUCCCCUGGGUGGCCAUGCUCGGAUAUGAGAGGUCCGGAGCGGCUGAGGUGGACUUCAACUGCGGCGGCGCGCUCAUCAACGAGCGCUACGUGCUGACGGCGGCCCACUGCGUCACCGGCCUCCCCACAGAGUUCCGACUGGCCAAACUGCGGCUUGGAGAGCACGACCUCACCACGGACCAGGACUGCAUCAACGGCGAGUGCACGGGCCCGGUGCAGGACUUCACACCGGAGGAGGUGAUCUCUCACAAGGACUACAACAGCCCCGAGAGGUUCUGGAACGACAUCGCGCUCAUCCGGCUCGACAGGCCCUACGACCAGGCGCUCGGCUCGGCCAUUCGGCCCAUCUGCCUGCCGUUCGGAAGCUUCGGAAAGGACCCGCUCGAUGACAAAAAGUUCGUGGUGGCUGGAUUCGGACUGACGGAAGCAUUCGGCGACUCCAGUAACGUCAUGAUGAAGGUCAACGUGCCUCUGUUCGACGCCAACAACUGCUCGCAAGUGUUCCGCCGCAACCAGGCCAAGAUCGGGCCCACGCAGCUGUGCGCCGGCGGGGCGCGCGGCCAAGACUCGUGCUCGGGAGACUCUGGCGGCCCCCUGAUGGCCACUACCCGGUUCGGGCCGCCCUACCACGCCGUCGGCGUCGUCUCGUUCGGUGUGACCCGCUGCGGCACGGCCAAUGUGCCCGGAGUGUACACCCGUGUCUCAGAGUACCUCAACUGGAUCAUGGAUAACAUGCGGCCCUAGGAGGGCGUAAAAAGGGUAGAAGAAAGGAGGGAGGAAAGAGGACGGAGGGAGGGCGAGUAGAGAGAAGAGGGAGAGGGAUGCAAGGGGUGUCGAGUGGUAUGAUUGUAACGGAGACAUAUUAGGAAGGUACGGCACGGUAAUGUAAGGACAAAAUGAAGAAGGAAGUUGAAGAGGUAAACGCUAUGCCCGAGAGUGUGUGUGUUUGUUGACGAUGUACGCCUGCUAGAGGAAAAAAUGGAACGAAGGCAGAAUACCUGCACUAGGGACAGCAUAGUGAAGGGAGCCACCUUCCGCACUGUGAGAAAUGAGAUAAAGAUAGAGGAGUGAAAUAGCGGCAAAGCUCCCAUACUGUGACACUGUCACCCUGUCCUGUGCGACCUCCACGUUAUCAGAGAACUGUGUGCCUGUGCUGUCUGGGGAGGAUACAACGCCGCACGCUGGACGAUGUAUCGGGCUGUGUAAAUAUCUGAGGAGAAUCGAGCCGAGUCUACGUCUUAUGGAUUGCGAUAUUGUCCAGCCAUAUAGCCAUCGAUGGAAGCUACGUGUAGAGUUGAGUUUUCACUCUUCGAGCGUGAAGCCAGCAGGAUCGAGAACUCAAUAACGACCUCGAUAUUCAAGCGAGCCGGUUUUAUAGCUGAAUUUUUUACUAUCACGCAUGCCGAUUUUUUUAUUGGAGGUUGCUAUGCAACACAGGUUAGGUCCGCGUUCACACAGCAGCAUUGCCUAGAGCACUGCGCAGUGCUUCAGUCAUUGUGUGCAAACGCGCACUUCUCUGCUGGUGCAGGUCUGUGGGCUGCUUCGGCUUGGUUCUACGAGUGCGUGCGUUCAUAGAAAUACAUUGUAAUACAUCUUUUACAUCCUA
Messenger RNA from Amphibalanus amphitrite, 2491 nucleotides. RefSeq names its product phenoloxidase-activating factor 3-like. NCBI's taxonomy places the organism in Eukaryota, Metazoa, Arthropoda, Thecostraca, Balanomorpha, Balanidae. Gene Ontology annotation, molecular function: serine-type endopeptidase activity. Gene Ontology annotation, biological process: proteolysis. The transcript is spliced from 8 exons. The record is from RefSeq and is a predicted model, not a curated record. Bases 454 to 1629 code for a protein of 391 amino acids.